AGAGUAUAGUACCAACAAUGAAGUGUCAGACGUGUCCAUAAUAAAUACAAAUCUUCUUUUAGUUAUUCGUAAUGCUUUUAGCACUUUUAUAAUUGUUUCAUUACAAUUUUCGAUUAUGUUAAUUUCGUGUGAUAUUUUGUUUGAUCUAAAUUCACCGCUGAAAUAUGGAGGAGGAUCUUAAUGAGAAUGAAUUAGAAGAACGGUUCUACUCUAUGCUACAUUAUGUAGAUGAAUCGCAAACGGAUGAGGCCACCAACCUUAAAGAUGUUGACCACAUUGUGGACAACACACCUCAAAGCACUAUACGCCGUUACUGGCGUACAACUGGUGAUCAGGCAUUACAGAAGGUUAACGCUGCUAAAGAUUCCAAUCUGUCCAUAAACAAAUCCUCAGUUUCGGAAAAUACAAAGACCAAAGAGGAGAAACGUCAACCCACACCUCCGUUAUCUGCCGAUUUGUCAAUAUUCCAGUCACCAGUGCCACAAUACAUAAAGAAGAGCAUAGAGAUAUUAGAAAAUGAUGAACCCUCUCAAGUUGUGGAACUGGAAACAAGUGAUGAAGAUGAAGUUAUUGAGGUUCAAUUGCCACCAAAGCCUACCAUUACCAUUGAAAGUUCAGAUGAGGAUGAAAUUUCUGAAGUGUCUAAGAUCACCGAGCUUAAAGAAAAAAAUAUUAACAAAGUCCCAGAAAAUAAAAUAACCACAAAUAGGCGUGAUAGAGAGGUUUCAGCAAGUCCCGUUCCUUCAAUUGUCUCAUCAGUUUCUGAUGAAUUUAUACGUGGUGACUGUAUUGCACUUAACAUCUCCUCCAAACGCCCAAAUAAUCAAAGUUUUGACUUCAGCCUUCAUGGCUCUGACAUAAUGGACGAAAGUACUCCCCCUAAAAAGAAAAAAAAAAAGAAAAACAAGGAGGCUGCAACAUCUACCCCAGCAACAAGCACACAAGCAUCUGUAGCUUCUGUACCUAAAGAAGGAGAAUACUUUGCGACGCCCAAAAGUAAAGCCAGGAAAAAGAGACAGAAAACAAAAAAUUAUUCAGUAACUGAAAAAAGUAUUCCAAGUGCCGAUGUUUAUGAUUCAGAUAGUAAUCAGUCUACAAUUGACCUGGAUAAAAAUCAUGGUUCGUAUAGUGUAACAGAGAAAAGUUUUCCAAGUACAGAUGUCUAUGAGUCAGAUUCCAACCAAUCGGAAAAAACAAGCCCUCCAAAACAAAAUCAAAAAGAAACUGAGUCUGAUAUUUGCACAACUUCUGAUAGUAGCAUUUGUUUAGAAAAACAUGACAAUAUUGAACAGCUGCCUAAGGCACCAAAACAAAAUAGCACUUUAACACAACAACAAAACUUACCAACUGUAGAUUUGACAGACACAACUUUAGAUCAGACUGCUAUUAAUGAAAACAUUGUUAUGGCAAAUGUAACCGGCUUUCCUGAAUCAGAAGAAACAGGGGUCAUUGACAUCACUCCUGAAGGUGAUGCAACAAGGUUUGGUUCCACAAAAGUACCUGCCAUUUUGUAUGAAGAUCUUGAUUUUGAUAAUUUGAAGGGUAAAGAUAAAGUGUGUAAGAAACGAAGAUAUUCUGUGACAACUCUUCGUGCCGAAAUGGAGAAAUUCUAUAAUGAGAGUUGGGGUGGAGAAAAUUUUAAUCAUCGUGAGAUACAAAAAAGUAUGUCCCGUGACAAAAGUUUAUGGGUUAUUGACCCCAAAGAUAGAAUGCCAGGAUUAUCAAGAAGGAAGCCAACCUGUAACUACUGCAAUCGUCCUGGGCACCGUGAUGAUACGUGUCGAAUGAAACCGCCUAUUUGUUACAUGUGUGGCUCUACAGGCCAUUAUGAGCCGCGUUGUCCAAGAAAAAUUUGUGUCAAUUGUGGAUCUCCAAACCACAUGUAUACCACAAUGUGUCGAAACUGCUCGAAUUGGAACAAUAUAAGAUGCGCUGAAUGCGGUCAGAUUGGCCACCCUUCAAGCCAUUGCCCCGAUUUGUGGCGCCGCUAUCAUAAUACGAUCUCCUGUAAUACACCAUUAGAGGAGAAUCGUCAAACGAAAAAACAUUACCAAAUGUUUUGUAGUGGCUGCGCUCGACGUGGUCACCUGGUACACACUUGCCGUCUGUCACUACCAUUUUCGGGUCUACCGAUAAAUUCCCCCUAUGUUUCUUUAUAUCAUCCCAUAUACUUUUCUACAAAUGAAAAUACCAAUCAAUUAAAUAACAGUACACCUCAAAGAAACCCACAAUUUAGUCGUUAUAACACACAAGAUUCAACCAUUUCUUCGGCAACAAUUCAACAUAGAAAUGACAGAAACAAACGGCAAUCAAAUUCGCCUGUUUGUCACGAAAGCCAUGCCAAUAAAAAGAGAAACACAUCUUAUUCUGAUGACACUGACUUACGUCGUAACACAAAAAGUCCAAAAAUUAAUAGUUCUGAAAGAAAAACGUCACAGAACUUUGAUCAAAAUGAAGAUACAAACAAAAUUGCAAAAGAAACUAAUAAAAUAUUAAAUAACAAUAGCGAACCGCCUAAAAUAACUAAUAAAAUAUUAAAUAACAAUAGCGAACCGCCUAAAACAACUAAUAAAAUAUUAAAUAACAAUAGUGAACCGCCUAAAACAACUAAUAUUGAAGUAGAAAAAGCACCAGAUUUCAUUCCACUAUCAUCUACCAACCAUGACAAAAAGGGAUAUAUUAUUCAAGAUAAUGAAGUCUCAGAUACAAGUGACAUCGUAACAUCUGCAAGGAUUUAUAUUACUAACGAUAUUAUCGAAAAACUUAAAACAAAAGAUGGAGAAGAGUGGUUAAAGAAAUCUACACAAAAAAACAAUGUAACUCUACAAACCACAGAUUUCAAUUUGUUUAUAGGUAUUUUAGGAAAAGUUGCUGACCAAGAGGCUUUUCAGGCUGAACUUAGAGAUUGGAUUAAGAGCAAAGAAAGUACGGAUAAUGUUAAAUCUGCUAAUAAUUUAGAAAUUCCGAAAGAAAUGACAAAUCAAGAUAAUGUACUGUGCAAUAACAUACCGCGGAAUAGAUGCAAUGUUUUGAGAAAAAUUAAUAAGGCAUUAGAAUUGUUAAAAGAAGAUUUAGGUGAUCCUAAAGAUAUUUAUAAAGAGUUAACUUAUCUUCAAAACCAUCAUCAACAACUUCUUAAACAAAAAGAGGUCAGUCCAAAGCAGUUGUCAAAUAAUCGUGAAAAUAUUAAUGUUAUGUUAAAGAAAUUAAAUAUGGUCCUUAUUGGCCAAGCUGGGCUUGCCGAUGGGUCAAAGCAUUUAAGCGAACUAUAUUCUCUUCAAGAAAAGCUUACGAACUUCAGACAAAAGUAUAUACCUCCUCAAAUGCGAGAAGAAAUUGGGCAACAUUAUCAUUGCAUAUUUACUGCCAUCCCACGAAAAGACUAUCAAGAGUUGCUUAGUAAAUAUUAUGUGUCUAAAGCAAAGCCCGUAUUGCUUAGAAAGAAAAAGAACGAUAAAUCUAUAUGGCUUAGUCCAGCAGCCCAUGCAAAAAAGAAGUUUGCCAAGAAUUGGCAGAAGAAGAGCAAUGACAGAGAUCUUAACGGAAGUAAUGAAAUAAUUGAGGAUAACAAUGCCGCCGUGAGAAAUCCUUUUGUUGAACAAACGAUGAAUAAGUUAGUUUUUUAUCAUAGAAGACUUAUGCGCGCUAAGCCGCACGACAACGUUCUCAACAAAACACGCGUUGAGUUAGUAAAUAAACUCACUUCGCAUAUUUCGUCAUUGGAGCAAAAAAGUAAUAUGUCGCCUAAUGCCAUGCGGAAAAUGAGGAAAAAGAUGAAGAUAACACAAGAGCAAGCACAAUUGUUCUUGACAAAUGUAUAAUUAUGUCUUUAGAGCACUUAAGUCAGGCGUGUUAAUGUCAUUGACCGAGAUAGUGUUAAGGGAAAUGCGCCCUAUACUGGAUUAGUAGACAAUGUAUGAUCCCAUUUUAAAAUGGGGUUAAGUAAUGUCACUUUUCCGGUCAGGUGUAAUAGCACAUUUAUUGUGCAUGUGAAAUAAACUUAGUGUAAAGCAU
Molecule: messenger RNA, 4014 nt
Organism: Parnassius mnemosyne (clouded apollo)
Lineage: Eukaryota; Metazoa; Arthropoda; Insecta; Lepidoptera; Papilionidae
Source: the annotation of a GenBank genome assembly